AUGAGGUCUUUGUUUCUAAGUACAGUGGCAAGCUUCGUCCUCGCAGCGGGAGCUUCCCCAAUGCCUGCCGCCUCGCUAAUUGACCAGCGCGCUUCAGAGCCAGCAAAGCGUGACUGUUCCCGAGAGUGCAUGGCAACAAUCGUGGAUCAAAUUCUGGCUUCAAUGGUCGUGCACAACCCGUACACCCUGCCAAUGGCUACAGUAUAUCAGGCUACGGAAAACUCUCACCCCGCAGCGCUCGGGAUGAUGACAGCCUGGCGAACUGUCACCAAAGCAGGACCACCCAGUUUGCUCGCAAUCGACACCACGCAAGGGUCGGCUUAUUUUGCAUUGGACGUCAGCGAAGGUAGCGACACGACGGAGUCCGUCCUCAGGGGACGAGUCAAGGUUAUUGACCAGGAGAUCACCGAGCUGGAAUUGUUCAUCAACCGCUACCGUGGGGACCAUGGCUUCUCCUUCUCAGCCGCUGAGCUUCCCAGAAAUUACGAGGUCUUGAUGUCACCUCCAGAUAACCGGACAAAGGCGAGUCGGGCAACAUUGACGGCCCUGAGUGAGGCUCUCUUUGCCACCUCGAGUGAUUUGUCCGUGAGCAUCGACGCCAACUGCCAGUUUACCGAAGUGGGUUGGAAGGUCAUCGAUACGGGAACAUACGACAAUGGAACGACCACCCCGCUUAGUUGCAGCUGGCCCACAGAUCAUCCUACUGAUGAGAAGGCGCGCGUUGGUCUAGUCAUUGAUGAAGAGUUAGGCUUCGUUGUGACUAGCGGCAUGAUUCCUGGUAAGGUCUACCCUUACCAAAACGUCUCCGCCUUCAUUCCGGACGCCAUGACUUCCUCGCAGGAGGCUCAAGAUGUGUGGUUGAACGAGGCGAAAGCACAGGGCACCAAAGGGCUUUUGGCUCCCACUGAGGGAACGGGGGAGACUCUCGAGGUGCUCCAAUACUACAACGAUGCGCUCCAAGCCAUGCAGAUUAAUGUGUAUAUGAACGGUCCAAAUAUGACAUCAGCCUGGUUGUGA
Molecule: messenger RNA, 1017 nt
Organism: Aspergillus welwitschiae
Lineage: Eukaryota; Fungi; Ascomycota; Eurotiomycetes; Eurotiales; Aspergillaceae
Exons: 1
Coding region: 1-1017 (338 amino acids)
Source: RefSeq, a predicted model, not a curated record